Molecule: messenger RNA, 1214 nt
Organism: Suillus discolor
Lineage: Eukaryota; Fungi; Basidiomycota; Agaricomycetes; Boletales; Suillaceae
Exons: 13
Coding region: 124-1071 (315 amino acids)
Source: RefSeq, a predicted model, not a curated record
AGCGCUGAACGGUGGUAUAUCUAGCACGAACGCUGUCGUCAUACGGCCCCACCACUAACUUCGUUUUGCUCGGUUUUUUUGCCUUUCCCCACUUGCUCAGGCUCACACCCAUCUCUCUCGAACAUGACCUUCGUCUCAAAUGAUCCCAGUUGGUGGCCGAGAAUCAAAUUGAGUAUUUUUUUCAGCUAUUGGAUAGUUGCCGCGGGCGUCGUGGUGGUAUACGAUUGGGUCUUAACACUCGGACAAGAGAUUGAACUGAUCUGGAGGCAGCGCUGGUCUCUCAUGACUGUGCUAUAUUUGGUUAUACGCUAUAUUGGGAUGCCGUAUGCUGUUACCAAAGUUCUGCAAAAUGUGAUAUGGGUCUCGGUGACAGAUGCAGUAAGCAACAUUACGAACUACGCAGCGACUGGGACAAAUGCGGUCGUAGCUGCCAUGUUGGGUGUCAUCAUGAUUGCUCGCUUAUAUGCUAUGCAUCAGGGAUCUAGAAUGAUCCUCAUCUUCCUUGUUAUUACCUUUCUGACUGUCAUCAUCGCCUGCGGAGUAAUCUUGGCAAUAGAACUCAAGUAUGUUGUAGGGGAGGAGCUGAUACUCUCUGACACGUAUAUAUGCGGUUAUGUCUAUGAAGAAGACGAGCAGCUUUGGUUUUCAAUGGUUUGGAUGCUCUACACUGUUUGGGAGGUCCUUGCACUGUGUCUUGCAGUCUGGGUUGCUGUGAAACACUUCCGUAACCUGCGACGACUCAGCGGGUCGACAGGAUCGACCAUCGGGGACUGUUUCAGAGUGCUGGUACAAUCUCACGUUCUCUAUUUUGCAAGCUUUUUUGGUGUCACUUGCCUCCAACUUGCUGUUUUCUCUCCGAAAAUCAUGAAUUCAUAUUCUAUUGGAGCUCAGAUACUUGAAGGUGUUCUUGAAAUUUUAUUGUUCGUGCAGAUGUUUGUGCUGGGACCACGCCUCAUCCUUAGCGUUCGAGAAUAUCACACAAAACUCGUGGCAGACUCCGACGCAGAAAAUAGCAUGAACUCGAUUGUCUUCCAGGAGUGUGUACAGAUAUCGACUAGCAUUACUGUGUAGAGAAAUGCUUGCCGAGUAGUCUGAAGGGAGGAGUAAUUUGAUCGGGGAUCCGUCAUGGACAUAUGGGGUGUCGAAGUAUUUAUUGUUGUAUCACUACUGGAACGAAGUACCUGCGCUUGAACCAAAUGGUAAGCUGAAAUUAU